AUCUGCCCUUCCAUCUACAAACAUGCCGCACAACACAACACCGCCAUGAGUACGGCUGCAGCGCCUGCGCCUCAACAAAUAGUGACAAUCGGUGUAGCCAGCAAAGAUGCACUGUCAGCAGCAAUAGAGGCGGUAGGGGCUCGACCGCGACGCGCGCAACGCAGGCCUACCAAGCCAGCACCGUACGAUUUAGCAAACCACUCGAAGGCGUUUCUUGAGGGCGGCCAAUACGCCAAUGCGUACGAGUUCCUCAACAGCCUGCUAGCAGCGGGCACCUCAAUAUCGACUCCAGCCCAGCCGUACGCUGGCUAUCUUGCGCCGCCCUCUCAGAUCGCGCUCGCCGCCUCCCUUGUCCCGUACAAGUUCAAGUCGCCCUCAAGAGAGACUUCCAGAGGCUCUGACGCAGCCUUCCGCUACCUGCAAUGCCUCCUGUCCACAAUAGACGGCCCGUCAUACCCAUACGUACGGCGGGCUUUCGCCUUCCCUACAGAGCGCACACGGCGAAAUCCUCGCGGGCACAGGAACACGACUAGAAGUUUGUCUCCUACCGAAGACGAUGACAUUGACCACCUUUACUGCGAAGUCGCCAACGAUAAGAGCCUUUGGUAUAGAGCUGACGACGUUUGGCACAUUGUCGGCUGGGCGUUUAACUGCUCCGCGGCAUACAAGAAGCGGUGGGAGAGAUGGACGCUGUGGCUGACAGCCAUGCUCGACUUUUUAGAGGCCGACUGGGAAGUUUGCACAAAGCAGAGUCAACAUGAACAUGAAGAAGAUGGGCAAGAGGGUGCGCUGCAGCAAAGCCUAAUUUGGCAGUAUGUCUCGGGGGAGGGGCAGUUGACGACACGAACGAUCAGACGACGUAUAGCAAAGGCAAUUUUCGCGAUCGCUUCAACCGAGUCGCUAAAGGACUACCCCGAGAUCUGGGAGAAUGAGACUAAGGAGCCCAGAGAAUUGCCGAACAAGAGACAGAAGCUCGGAAAUGUUGACUUCGAGGUAGGCGAAGUGGCAGACUACGACAGUGACGACGAGGUGAAAGACACUCUUGCACGAGCGACACGGGCGAUCGAGCGCAAGUUCGAAGCCGCACCUCCACCCCAGCUGCCUGACAUCGACAACGGCAGUCUGAGCUUGGAAGAUGCUAUAGAACGACUAGGAGGCAGCGACGCAAUAGUGUUGCGACAGCGUCUCCUAGCGUUGGUAACUCAAGUGGCUGUUAAGCUGCCUAACCAGUUCACAAAGCUUAGUGAUUGGUUUGACAAUGUUGUGGAAGACUUUCGGUUCCUGCCGACAAUGCUGUUUAACGUGUUCCUCACAACGUUGGCAGUGCCCGGGCCAAUGAAAUAUAUGUUCCUAGCCAACCUGCUGAUACCAUUUGUCAGUGGUACAUUGCCGGACUACUUCCGCUACGAUCCUACGCAGGAGCACUUCGAGUCGAUCCUGCUGCCGUUGAAGGGUAGUCAAAGCUUUGCAGCCAACGCCAAGGUGUCCCUCAUCCUCGAGCAGCUGUUCAUACUCAUGAUGGCAGACGAUCGACUCGAGUCGACUAACGCGCUGAGAGAGGCCAUGGAAACUGGUAUACAAGCCAGGCGUAACGCGUACGGUUCAGGUAGAGGAAAGAGAGGCAAAGCUGGCGAGGAAAAGCAAGCACGAGAGCUUAUGGAAGCUAGCUCGAGUCGACUUUUGGGCAUGUUGGAGAUGCUCAAGAUCAUGGCAGUGAAUCCCUCGCAGAGGAGGGCAGACUGCAAAAACAGCAUUCUUUCAUCGUUCGGCUCUGGAUCACCGCUGUCGUCAGUGCCGAGCGAUAUGGAAGAGGAUGAGGAUUAGGUGUCUCCACAUAACAUCUAGCGGCAUGGUCUCCAUCAAGUACGCUGCCGUGCAGUGCAACCUAUGAGGCCAU
This is a messenger RNA of Didymella exigua CBS 183.55, 1897 nucleotides long. RefSeq lists its product as uncharacterized. The transcript is spliced from 3 exons. The coding region runs from base 46 to 1824 and encodes 592 amino acids. NCBI's taxonomy places the organism in Eukaryota, Fungi, Ascomycota, Dothideomycetes, Pleosporales, Didymellaceae. The record is from RefSeq and is a predicted model, not a curated record.